This is a messenger RNA of Penicilliopsis zonata CBS 506.65, 469 nucleotides long. RefSeq lists its product as hypothetical. Bases 1 to 462 code for a protein of 153 amino acids. The transcript has 2 exons. Lineage: Eukaryota; Fungi; Ascomycota; Eurotiomycetes; Eurotiales; Aspergillaceae. Gene Ontology annotation, molecular function: RNA polymerase II cis-regulatory region sequence-specific DNA binding; DNA-binding transcription factor activity, RNA polymerase II-specific. Gene Ontology annotation, cellular component: nucleus. The record is from RefSeq and is a predicted model, not a curated record. Gene Ontology annotation, biological process: regulation of transcription by RNA polymerase II.
AUGGAGCGACCGGCUAAUCAGAACGUCUUGACCGAAGACUGGGAUUUAACCAGCGGUUUUCCAGAUCUUGCAGCUCUUCCACUUCUCGGGCUGGGGACAGCUUCUGAAGCCGACCUCUUCGAAUACUGGGCAACAAAGAGCACUGGGCUCCAGGGCCCUCCGCUGUCUUCUUCGGCGUCUACUGGAAUGCUAUCCCUCCAUCCACAGAGCUCGCCUUGCAAUGCCACAAACCACCAAGGUCAACCGAGCAGUCAAGUGCCCCGUCAGCCAGCAGUCUUUCGAUGCAAGUGGGAAGGCUGUCGCUAUUCCGGGUCCUUCAACCGCAUUGGCGAUCUCCUGCGCCACGUUCGAAACAUUCACGUCUGCCCCCGGUCGUAUCCCUGCCCGGUGCAAAGCUGUGGGGAGAUCUUCAAUCGAAAGGACAACCUUCAAGAACAUAUGAGACGGCGUCACUGUGACUGAAAAGAGC